GCACUCGACCGGGCAUCUUGGCACGCGGCAAGGCACUCGACCGGGCAUCUUGGCACGCGGCAACGCACUCGACCGGGCAUCGUGGCACGCGGCAAGGCACUCGACCGGGCAACUUGGCACGCGGUAAGGCACCCGACCGGGCAUCGUGGCACGCGGCAAGGCACUCGACCGGGCAUCUUGGCACGCGGCAAGGCACUCGACCGGGCAACUUGGCACGCGGCAAGGCACUCGACCGGGCAACUUGGCACGCGCCAAGGCACUCGACCGGGCAACUUGGCACUCGACCGGGCAACUUGGCACGCGGCAAGGCACCCGACCGGGCAACUUGGCACGCGUCAAGGCACUCGACCGGGCAUCUUGCCGACCGGGCAUCUUGGCACGCGGCAAGGGCAUCGUGGCACGCGGCAAGGCACUCGACCGGGCAUCUUGGCACGCGGCAAGGCACUCGACCGGGCAUCAUGGCACGCGGCAAGGCACUCGACCGGGCAUCUUGGCACGCGGCAAGGCACUCGACCGGGCAUCAUGGCACGCGGCAAGGCACUCGACCGGGCAUCUUGGCACGCGCCAAGGCACUCGACCGGGCAUCUUGGCACGCGGCAAGGCACUCGACCGGGCAUCCUUGCACGCGGCAAGGCACUCGACCGGGCAAGUUGGCACGCGGCAAGGCACUCGACCGGGCAUCUUGGCACGAGGCAAGGCACUCGACCGGGCAUCCUUGCACGCGGCAAGGCACUCGACCGGGCAUCAUGGCACGCGGCAAGGCACGCGGCAAGGCACUCGACCGGGCAUCUUGGCACGCGGCAAGGCACUCGACCGGGCAUCUUGGCACGCGGCAAGGCACUCGACCGGGCAUCUUGGCACGCGGCAAGGCACUCGACCGGGCAUCCUUGCACGCGGCAAGGCACUCGACCGGGCAUCAUUGCACGCGGCAAGGCACUCGACCGGGCAACUUGGCACGCGGCAAGGCACCCGACCGGGCAUCCUUGCACGCGGCAAG
Ilex paraguariensis (yerba mate) is the source of this 997-nucleotide messenger RNA. The record is from the annotation of a GenBank genome assembly. Lineage: Eukaryota; Viridiplantae; Streptophyta; Magnoliopsida; Aquifoliales; Aquifoliaceae.